ACAAAUUGUUUAUUAAAAGGCUUGAAGACAGAAAGAAAGAGUAGAAGACAAGGUAAGAGGCUUCAUCUUAGGUCUGCAGAAAAUUAUUCAUUUUCUAACCUGCUUGCAAUUACAAAUACAAAUUUGGCGGUGUGAUAGCUCGAAGUUCCAGGGGCCUCUUUCUGGGCCUUUCCUACAUGAAAACAUCUACAUGCAGUAGCUGCCCAAAGCAAAGCCAGGUCUCUAGUUAAGACUCUGGAUGCACCAGCAAGAUGAAACAUUGUGUGCAUAAGGCAAAAAUAAAACAAUUUUCAUUUUGAAAUUGUGUGAAUGCAUCAAGUUUGAACUGCCUGAAAUCUGUCAUCUAUCCCUAAUACCUCUAAACUGAGGUGUCAUGGCCUUCCUCCAUGGUUUUGACCUCAGUGGUCACUUUAUUGACCUUCAACCUCUUGGCACGGGUGUCACUGGCCUGGUACUCUCAGCUAUGGACCAACGCACCAGACAACGUGUAGCUAUUAAAAAGCUGAUGAUGCGUGACGCUGUGACAGUGAAACAUGCCCUGCGGGAGGUCAAAAUCACCCGGCAGCUGCACCAUGAAAACGUCGUCCAGGUUCAUGAGGUUUUGGCACCAUAUGGGCGACCGCUGCCAAGGGACCCAACCCAACUUAGUGCACUGUACAUUGUCCAAGAGUGCAUGGAGACAGAUCUGGCUCGGCUGCUGGAACAGGGACCGCUACCCUCUGGUCAUGCUACGCUCUUGUUCUACCAGCUGCUGAGGGGACUAAAGUUCAUCCACUCAGCUAAUGUCCUCCACAGAGACCUGAAGCCUGCCAACAUAUUCAUCAACACAGACCAACUGCUGCUCAAGAUCGGAGACUUUGGGCUGGCCAGGAUAGUUGACCCUCACUAUUCUCACAAGGGCUAUCUAUCUGAAGGUCUGGUAACUAAGUGGUAUUGCUCCCCCCGUCUGCUCCUGUCCCCUAACAACUAUACCAAGGCCAUAGACAUGUGGGCCGCUGGCUGCAUCCUGGCUGAGAUGCUCACUGGGCGCAUGCUGUUUGCAGGAGCUCAUGAGCUGGAGCAGAUGCAGCUGAUUCUCGACACAGUACCGGUGCUGAGAGAGGAGGACAGGCAGGACCUGUUACAGGUGAUGCCUUCAUAUGUCAACCGUGGAUGGAGAGUCAAGAAGCCCUUUUCUGAAUUGCUGCCUGAAGUGGAUGAUCAGGCUGUGGAUUUCCUUGAGCAUAUCUUGACCUUUAACCCCAUGGAUCGGUUGACAGCGGAAGCAGCACUGUCCCAUGUCUUCCUUCAGAAGUACUCCUACCCAGAGGAUGAGCCCACCUCAUCGUCUCCCUUCCAUAUAGAGGACGAACUAGAGGACAGCUUCAUCACCGAGCAGAGCCUCAGCACCAGCAACAGUCAGCCCUCCAACAUCCACUGGGACAGGUAUGAGAGCAGUUUAUCAACAGAUGUGUGCUGGCAGCAGUCAGGUGGGAAGUGUCACUGCAUCCCCCCUGGCCACAUCACCUCUGACCUGGGAGACACCACAGAGGUUGAGGAGGUGCAGAGGGACCCCCGGGCCACUUACACCUCACUGUUAGAGGAGGCUCAGGUUGAUCCACGCAAAUAUUCCCACAGUAGCUCAGCUGAACGCUUCCUAGAAAACUCUCCCUCCUCUCUGGAACGGGCCUGUGGUUUGGGGUAUGGGGAACUGGACUGUGGCCGCUCCUGUGAUUACAAAGUAGGCUCUCCUUCAUAUCUGGAUAAAAUUGCUUGGAGGGAGGGCAAGCCUCAACACUAUUCGGAGCCUAAGCUGAUACUGGAUCUGUCUCACUGGAAGCAUAACACUAAUAUCUUCUCUGUACCUCCUGAGCCUACUGGUGGCAACAUGGAGGACCUGGGAAAGAUGAAAGAGGACAAGGCAACGGAGGAGGAAGAGGACCAGACAGGGGAUUUAUUCCAAGAGAUUUCACGCUGGGUGAAGAGCAGCCAGUGUCGUCUGCCUUCACUCAGUCCCAGUCCUUCUUUAGAGCCAUGUUCACCCUCCUGCUACACAUCUUCUCCCCCUCUCCCUCUCUCCCCAACUGACCUCUCAACUCCAGUCUUCCAAUACACCGAUGAUGUGCAGCAACCAGUAGCUGAAUAUAAUGAGCACAGACUAAGUCCACUCCCACCAGUCACGUGUUCUUGUAAUUCUCUUCCAUCACUUCUUCCCUCAUCUCCCACCUCUCCACUUCCCCCUCAGUCACCUGAAACAGUGUCUCCCCCCAUCUCACCACUUUCCCCUCCCCUAGAAUCUCAACCCCUCUCCUCUGCUUCCUCCUUUUCUCAAGCAGCAAAUGAUGACUCCUUGGAGUCACCUCCUGUCAACCAAAAAGAGCGACUGUUUGACCUGGAUGUAUUCAUAUCCAGAGCACUGAAAUUGUGCAGGCAGCAUAAGGAGAAAGCAGAUGGUAGGAAAGAAACAGAGGGAGGGUGGAGGGAAGACAGUAAACAGCCAAACAUCAACCAAAAGGUCACCAGGCUUCCAGGGCACAGAACUCAGCCACCACAGACCCCUAACUCUUGAUGUUGAAUUAUCAUUUCAGGUCCACUGCAUUGUGAGUAGCACUUCCAAAUGCUCAUAGUGACUUUACUAGCGAGGGAUGUCCAUGGCUGAACAUGCUGCAUAAACAUUACGCCUUAGUGUUAGCAGCUGUUGUCCCUUUGAUACCGCAGGAACAUGCUACAUGCUGUGAACAAAACUCUCUAUUAAACAAGCAAUCCUGCAGCUUUGUCAAGAGGUACUCUCAGGCAAUAAGAAGUCAGAAAAUAUUUGGGUUAAAUACAUAUAAAAAUAUGUAGUAUGCUUCAAAUUUGUUCUGUCUAGAAAUAAUCAGCUAAUUAAUGAUUGUGCUAUUUGUUUGCUAUCAUUGAUAGUGACUUAUUCUGUGACAUAAGCAUCUGCAAAUAACUAAGGCGAGUUCUCCGGGCUACUGAUAAUCAUAAACUACAGGAGUGGAUCACUUAGUUUGUUUUAGGUUUGUUUUAAAUUUGGUGUCAGUCAGUAAUUUUUCAAAAUAUCAGUCUUCCAAUGGUGACAUUCACCAAAUAAUGACAGUGGUAUGGGAAAACGCUUUCCCCAAGUUUCUGUGAAUGUAUUAACUGAAAAAUAAUCAAUCAAAUUAUUCUACACAGUGAACCAUAAGAAUUUUAUUUGUUGCUGUUUUAACACUCCCACAGUGACUUAAUGAGCUAGGUCACUGCUAUAUGCCUUGUAAAAUUGUUGUCAUAUUUUCUUCUAUAAUAUUUUUCUCAAGACUGUUGUUAAUGAUAUUACUGUGUCUAAAAUAGUCUUUUUAGGCUAUUAGACUAGUCAGUCUUAUGUUAAUUUAAAGUGAGUUGUAUUUUAUUCAUGUGGAAUGCUUUAAAAUAAUAAUUUAUGAUUAUUUCAGUUCUAGUCUGAUAAAUUAGUUUUUCCUGUCCGUCUGAUGGACCAAACAGGGUCAUCAUCUGCUGUACACUUACUAAAAAGCUCAUAUCCGCUCUUUGCUAGACAGCCAGAUAUCUGUUACCAUUUUCCUCAUUUAAAUUUUACUCACAGAAAGCUAUAAUGCAGACACCAAUAGCCUAUAUUUUGAUGAAUAUAGAUCCUUUACAACGUUUAUAGGAAAUGAUUUGUACUCAAAACUUUUCAGUGCUGCCCUAUAAACAUAUUAAUAUAUGGAACAGAAAAAAAAAGUAUAUAUUUUGAAAUACUUUACUAUCCAACGUGUUAGACAGUAGACCCUCUAAAUAUUAGUUAUUUCAGCAUUCGAUGUCCAAGGUGACAAAAUCAAAUAAAACAUACAGUACAGUCAAAAGUAUUUAGUAGAUAAAGGCUGUUGACUUGUGGCUUGUACUUUCACAAUCAGUUGCAUCUGACCUUCACUUGUUGAACUAUAAAGUUAAUAUAAAGCAUAUGGAAAUGGCAUUUAAGUUAUUUGGCUGAGUUAGUGCCAAGAGGAAAUACAGUUAAAUCCAUGUGCCCUAUAUUCUACAGCCAGAAGAAAAAGGAAUCCACCAUUCCUGGUGUCACUGUUUAAAAUGCAACGCUUUGCUGUGACUGUACCAUAGACUAUAUACUGGUUAUGGCCCGUAUGUACACAAGGGUGAAACUAUUAGUAAUGCCAGAGUACUCAGAUGUAUAAAAAAAUUCAAUAUAUAAAAAAAAUCUUCCAGCAUAGCUACAGUGUCCUCAAUAAGAUGUUUUUUGUGUCUUUAGUGUUCUUUCAGUCUAGCAUCCAAUAACCAUUUUUACUCCAACUUCCAGUCAGUUAGCAAGUCUUUCAUGCCCUUUUAAAUAUUAAUUUGAAUCCUUCAUUUGAUCCACUCAACACAGAACAUUAGGAUGACUUUAGUGCGACAAGAGUCGAUAGCUUCAGUCAGAAUGUGAACCACCUUCCCACAAUGCAGCACUGAUAUUCCUUCCUGUUGUCUUUACAAAUAUUUUUGCAGUUGUUAACUGUUAAUACACAUACUGUAUAAUGUUGCUUUAAAAAGGUUGGCUUUCAUAAUUACUAGACCUGCUUCAGAACUUGCAGCUGUCAUACACAGGAUGAGAGCAGGUCAUCACUUGCACAACAUAGUAUGAAUUCCUAAGGAUUGAGCCAUAUGUGAAAAUUGCUGACAGUACAACUUAUGAUGCAGCAAAGCCAGGUAUAACCUUUUAUACUCACUAUAAAUGUGAAGCACAUUUAGCGUCGUUAACACUUAGAAUUACAGAUUUCCUCAGUGACAACUGAUACUCAACCACUGUUCAUAUCUGUUGGACUAACUGACAAAAGUGUUAAAGAAAAAGUGUAAACUGUCCAUUUUUGGAUCCAGAUCCAUGUCUCUGUUUAUAGAAACAGAUAAAUGCUGUGCUGCAGCCUUACAAAUUAAAAUGAAUCUAUAGGUCUAGUGAUCACAUUUUCUAUAAUACAGUCUCCUCUGCAGGUAACCUAACCCAGCAAUAAUGUCACUGACAUAAAACAAAAACCUUCUGUAACAUGAGGUUGCUGAGCUGAAGUUCAUUCUUUGAAUUUUGUGAAGCAAUGUAAAAAACGUGCCUCAGUACACCUCAAUGCUUUCAGCUUGAUGAAUGUACUGUAAUAUGUCCUUUCUGUUCUGCUUGGCUUUCACAACUAUUCACAUAGCUGAGACUUAAUUGUUUUUAUUAAAUGUUACUUUGUAAAACUGA
This is a messenger RNA of Monopterus albus (swamp eel), 5179 nucleotides long. RefSeq names its product mitogen-activated protein kinase 4 (gene mapk4). The record is from RefSeq and is a predicted model, not a curated record. Gene Ontology annotation, biological process: protein phosphorylation. Lineage: Eukaryota; Metazoa; Chordata; Actinopteri; Synbranchiformes; Synbranchidae. Gene Ontology annotation, molecular function: MAP kinase activity; ATP binding. The transcript has 8 exons. The coding region runs from base 374 to 2548 and encodes 724 amino acids.